Messenger RNA from Dendrobium catenatum, 1341 nucleotides. RefSeq lists its product as uncharacterized. Gene Ontology annotation, molecular function: aspartic-type endopeptidase activity. The transcript is spliced from 5 exons. The record is from RefSeq and is a predicted model, not a curated record. Gene Ontology annotation, biological process: proteolysis. NCBI's taxonomy places the organism in Eukaryota, Viridiplantae, Streptophyta, Magnoliopsida, Asparagales, Orchidaceae. Bases 1 to 1341 code for a protein of 446 amino acids.
AUGGCUGAUGGGCAAAGUGCUAGUCAGGCAGCUCCUAUGAAUAGUUUUGCCCCAGUAGUUGGUUCUGAUACAGUUUCACAGUUUGCUACUUUGAUUACUCAGAUGAUGAGCGAGACACAGAAUAGAGUUUCUGCUGUUAGAUUUAAAGAUGUAGAUAGACAUCUACAAAUGUUUCUGAUAUUGAAGCCUCCAAGGUUUGAGGGCAUUGUUGAGCCCAUAGCAGCUAAGGAUUGGUUGAGGAGAUUGGAAAAGACAUUUGAUGGCAUGCAAUGUCCUCCUGAUAGAAAGGUACUGUUAGCAGUUUUUCUGUUGGAUGGUGAAGCAGAGCGCUGGUGGAUGGGCCAACAACAAAUGCAUGAGAAUUUUUUGAGGAUGGUUCAAGGGAGCAAGACAGUUAUGCAGUACGAGGCAGAGUUUACUGCUUUAGCCAGAUAUGCUCCACAGUUGAGAGCUCGAUUGAUAGAAAAUGAUCUGAUGGCUACUCAGCAGCGGUGGACUGCUACUAGGAAGAGAUUCAGUGGUGUUACAUCCAGUAGUGGUUUUUUUGGAAAGAAAAAUAUAUUUGUAUCUCGAGACUCCAAAAGGAGUGGACAGUCAGUAUCUGCUACAGUUUCUGGUAGUGGCAAUAUGGCCAGUUCUGGAUCAGUUAGUGGGGCCUCGAGCUUUGUUAGACCGGCGGGAAAGAAUAGGGCAAUUCCUCCCCGUACUGUUUCUGAAGGAUCAUCUAGUAGAGCUGGUGGUUCGGGUUCUUUGGCUAGAAGACCACCUAGUGGUAAUCAGAGGGAGCCUAGUAGUUCUGUAGCUCCAGUUCAGCCACGUGUGUACAAUUUGAAUCAACAAGAGGCUCGUGAUACUCCGGAUGUGGUGACAGGUACGAUUUAUAUUUCUGAACAUCCCUGUCGUGUUUUGUUUGAUUCUGGAGCUAGUCAUUCAUUUAUUUCCGAGCGCUUUUUUGAUGAUUUGCAACUGGUUUCCGUUACAUUACCUGUUUCGCUUUCUAUAGAUUGUCUAAAGAAGCAAGUUACAUUAUUUAUGGAUGGUGAAAGGUGUGUAUUCCAAGGGUUAAGAGGUACUUUAUCCUGUUUGAUUUCUAUGUUGAAAGUAAGAACAUUGUGGAAGAAGGGCUGUAUGGUUUUUUUGGCCUCAGUACGGGAUAUGAAUAUAGAUGCGGGUUCUAUUUCUGAUAUCCCGAUUGUACGAGAUUUUUCGGAUGUAUUUCUAGAAGAGUUAGUUGGUUUACCUCUGGAUAGAGAUGUUGAGUUCUGUAUUAAUGUAUUUUCGGGUAUGGCUCAGAUAUCUAAAGCUCCGUACAAGAUGGCUCCGAAAGAACUGGCGGAGUAA